This is a messenger RNA of Xylaria bambusicola, 1473 nucleotides long. Its product is annotated as putative allantoate permease. Lineage: Eukaryota; Fungi; Ascomycota; Sordariomycetes; Xylariales; Xylariaceae. Bases 1 to 1473 code for a protein of 490 amino acids. The transcript has a single exon. Gene Ontology annotation, molecular function: transmembrane transporter activity. The record is from RefSeq and is a predicted model, not a curated record. Gene Ontology annotation, cellular component: membrane. Gene Ontology annotation, biological process: transmembrane transport.
AUGGAUCUUAGAAGCACCGAUAUCCUCCAUCGCGACGAACGUUCGCCUUCGGGCCUAUCGUCUCCGAGAAUUGACGACAAGGCCCUGUACCGCAAGAUCGACGCCCACAUUCUUCCCCUUAUGUUCGCGAGUUACCUUUUGCAAAGUUUAGACAAGAUCGUCAUCAACUAUGCCAAUAUCAUGGGUCUACAAGAGGAUUUAGGAAUGUACGGGCAGCAGUUUAGCUGGGUGGCAACGUCCUUCUACAUCGCAUACACUGCUGGCGAGUUUCCUCAAGGAUGCCUUCUCCAAAUAUUCCCUCCAGCAAAAGUGUUGGGGGUGAACAUCGUGAUAUGGGGUAUCUUGGUAUGCUCCACGACUGCCUGCGAGAACUUUGCCAGCCUGCUGGCCGUGCGAACUUUACUGGGUUUCUGCGAGUCGGUCAUCGGGCCUUCAUUGAUACUGGUUACUAGCCAGUGGUACACGCGGCGUGAGAGCAUACCCCGAUAUGGGCUCUGGUAUUGUGGACUCGGAGCUUCGCAAAUUCUGGGCGGUAUUAUUAGUUUCGCGGCACAGCAUGGGUCUAGGACGGCAUCUUUUUCCAGCUGGCGCAUCAUGUUUGUUGCGGUGGGCUCUUUCAACAUCGUUGUAGCCCUGCUGAUUCUUCUUUUGCUUCCGAAGACGCCGGAUGUCACUCCUUGGCUGAACGAAGAGGAGAAAAAACACAUUCGUGAGAGGCUGGCGCUUGAUCAAGCUGGUACGGGGAGGAAAGUGUUCCAAAAGAAGGCGUUAGUGGAGGCGCUCUUCUUCGACGCACAAGUAUGGAUUCUUUUCGUUCUGACGACACUCGUCCUGAUUCCCGCAGGAGUUAUAGCAAACUUUAGCGCGGUGAUGAUUAAAGGCUUCGGUUAUGACUCUAAGAGUGCUGCUCUGCUGAACAUUCCCUCCGGAGCGGUCACAAUUAUCGCAAUUCUGGGCAGCACGUACGCUGUUAUGAUGGAAUUUCCGCGAUACCUGUGCAUAAUAGUCUUGAUGGUGCCAGCGGUGCUCGGCGCCGGUCUAAUGUCGUUUUACCAAGGUGGUAAAGGUGGCGUACUUGCGGGUAUCUACCUUCUCAACUUUGGCACGGCACCACUGGUGUUCAUAUAUUCUCUUUGCGGCACCAAUACCCAUGGGUACACGAAGAAGGUUGCGACGAAUGCCAUCGUAGGAAUUGCUCAUGGUCUUGGGAGUGUCAUCGGCCCACAGACGUUCUUGAGUUGGGAGGCACCGCGAUAUAUAAGUGCUAAAAUCACCCUCUUUGGCGUAGAUGCUGCCGUUAUUGGAGUAACAGUACUUUUACGGCUGUUGUAUGGGUGGCGGAAUAAGGAGAGAGUCAAAGAAAGGCGAGCAGAGCUUGAUGCGAUUAGUAGUGGAUGCGUGGAUCCCCUGGCACGCGACCAAGAAGGAGAAGAAACGGAUAUGAGGAACAAGGCUUUUGUGUAUAUCUAUUAG